AUGGUAACCGACUGGUACCCUUGCGGCCUCCUGAAUAACAGCCCCACGCAUCCCUACGCUAUCAUCAUCCUCAACCAGCCCGUGAACAAAAACGCCCUGAAUGCCGUUAUCGGGUCAGCCUCGUUGCUCAUCUGCGCCGAUGGCGGCGCCAACAGGCUGUACAAGUACGACAAAGCCGCACAAAAUGGCUUGUCAAGGCUAAGGCGCCGACUUCCAGAUGCUAUCGUGGGGGACCUUGACUCCCUGACAGGUCCUGUGGAAGAGCAUUAUCGCUCACUAGGGUCCCAAGUGAUCAAGGACCCAGACCAAUUUUCUACGGACUUCACCAAGUGUUUAAAGUGGAUUCGCAACUGGGUGAUAUCAAAGCAUGAACGUGGCGGAUCAAAUUACGACAAAGAGCCACAGGCCGUCAUGGACGUCGUUGUACUAGGGGGUCUCGGAGGUCGGGUGGACCAAGGCUUCUCGCAAAUCCAUCACCUGUUCAUGGCAGAGAAUGACCCGGCGCUUUUGAGAGGCUGCAUUUAUCUAUUGUCAGAACAGAGCUUGUCAUUUGUUCUAGCUGAUGGCCACAAUCUCAUCCACCUCGACCCUGGUUAUUUCACAGAGAAUGUGGGAAUCCUCCCUGUUCUCGGACGCACUUUCCUCACCACAAAGGGUCUUGAGUGGGACGUUGAACACUGGCCCACCGAGUUUGGCGACCAAGUGAGUACCAGUAACCAUAUACGCUCCUCCGAAAUCGGCAUUGCCUUCGAGGGUCCAAGGCCUCUGUUCACCAUGGAAUUGGAAGACCGUCUCACAGCUAGUGGCGAAUGA
Molecule: messenger RNA, 813 nt
Organism: Cladophialophora psammophila CBS 110553
Lineage: Eukaryota; Fungi; Ascomycota; Eurotiomycetes; Chaetothyriales; Herpotrichiellaceae
Product: thiamine pyrophosphokinase
Exons: 1
Coding region: 1-813 (270 amino acids)
Biological process (GO): thiamine diphosphate biosynthetic process; thiamine metabolic process
Molecular function (GO): thiamine binding; ATP binding; thiamine diphosphokinase activity
Source: RefSeq, a predicted model, not a curated record